CCAGCAAGAGACAGCAGCAGCAGCAAAGAGCAAGGGCAGCCGAGGCCAGCAGGGCGUUCGCAAGCGAAGCCGCAGCUUCAACAGCCAUGGCAAUUGCUGCACAGCAGAGUUCCCAGGCCAGCAGUUUAGGGACCGCAGGGUCAACGGUCGCGCAGACCCUGAGUCAGUCCACUGGCGUCAUGGCAAGCCAGCCAAUAGUGUUGACUUCCGAUGAGAUCGCCAUACAUCAGGCAGCACUGCAGGAGGCACAACUACAGAAGGCUUUAGGAGAGAUACAAGCGGAGAAGGAAAGAACGAUUAGAAGAAGAGCCAGGAUGCAGCGGAGAGAAGCGGACGUCGCUGCGUUCUAUAACUAUUGUAAGCAAAAUCCGGAGGAGGGUAUGCAUCUAGUUUAUGUCUCUGCAACAGGCGAGCCGAUGAAAAUGUCGCCGGAGAUAGAGGGAGUAGUUGCUAAGUACCCUGAUCUAUUUGAAGAGCCAACCGGGAUUGUCGAGAGGGAGGUCGUCCACGCGAUAAAGAUUAUCCCAGGGUCUAGCAUCCCGAAGGGUAGGAUCUAUCGGAUGUCUCCAGGCGAGCUUGACGAGCUUCGCCGGCAGCUCAAGGAACUCAUAGAGAAGGGUUGGAUCCGGCCGUGUCUCCCCUUACGGAUCACCAGUUUUAUUUGUGCCAAAGAAGGGGGGUACGCUGAGGAUGUGCAUUGACUAUAGGGGCCGCAAUGCCAUCACUGUCAAGAAUCGAGAGCCCCUACCGCGCAUCGACGAUUUGCUGGAUAAAGUGCAAGGGUGUCG
Molecule: messenger RNA, 788 nt
Organism: Chara braunii
Lineage: Eukaryota; Viridiplantae; Streptophyta; Charophyceae; Charales; Characeae
Source: the annotation of a GenBank genome assembly